AUGGGAGCCGGAACGACCCUGUCAGCGGCAGUAGGAGCGGGUGGGACAGCAGAGUUCAGUGAGCCGAGUCACCAGACGCCACGGUUACCUCCCACCUGUGGAACAGACGACGCAUCCACCACAGCUACCGAGGAUCUGGACUUGCUCGAGAGCAUCAAAGAAGUCUUGGACGCUGAUUCCCGUCCGACUUUUGUUUUGGAUCUCGACCCCGACGACCCCCUGCCGAUCACUCCCAUCGAUACCACCGGCAGCCCCACCACCAGAGCCAAAGUCCUGCUCCCCGUAUUCUGCAACGCUGCCCUGCGACUGUACGAACAACUUUACGAUGGCCUCAUCGGUCUCGACGCUCAGGGCUUACCGCCAGAGCAAGAGCCUCAGGACGCCUCCUUCGAUGAGUUCAAGCGAUGGGCCACCGGCGUGACGACUCAUGACGACUCCAAGGACGUCUUUCCACUUUCGUUUCUCUACGGCGACCUCCUCUGGACCGGCUCUACCGUUAGGAAGCGAUGGCGCCUCAUCAGUGGGAACCGCUUGUGGCGCGCUGCUGAAGUUGCCAGUCCCGUUGGUGACCUGUCCUCUGGAGCACCAGCUGAAGUUGCGACAGGCGGCUUUGUCGCAGAACACAGCCUCAAGGCCGCAUCACAAAAAGCGCCACCGUCAGAACGCCCAACAGACACGAGUCUCCCCGUAUCAGGAACGACAAUAGCCGUUAGGUACUCCAAGCAAAAGUCGGGACGGCCUCCUCCAAAGUCGUUCUUUUCAACACGACAGACCCCGGCGGGAAGUUCUGACGACACCACAAAAUCAUCCGCAUCCAUCACCUUGGCUGCACCAGAGAAGUCAGUUGCCGACUGGACCUGUCCUGAGCCGAGAGGGGUACUCUCAGCUCAUCUUCAAUAUGCCCGGACCGUCAACUGGGCCAUCACGCCGUUGGGCCCAAUGGAGAAAUGGUCGCCAGAAUUCAAACAGACGGCCAACCUCUGCAUGAACAACCCUCACCCGGCCGCUCUGUUCUGGGGCAGCGAGCUGACAAUGCUGUACAAUGAAGCCUACGCCACCGAGGUGGCUGGCAACAAGCACCCUUCUCUGAUGGGCACCGGGUUCAGCGGUCCUUUUUCUGAGCUCUGGGACUACCUUCGCCCCAUUUUCGCUGAAUGUGCCCGAACAGGAAUAAGUGUGCGCAAGGAGGAUGAUUACUUGCCUAUUGACAGGCAUGGCCUACUUGAAGAGACCUUCUUCUCUUGGUCUUUUACUCCGAUGUAUGGGGGCACCGACCGAAUUCUCGGCUUUUACAACGCACCUUUCGAGACAACGAAACAGGUCAUCAACCGCCGGAGGAUGCAUACCAUCAACAAAAUUGGCGAACGAACAGCCCAAGCCAAGGCUGUUAAGCAAUUCUGGAAGUUUGUCUUGGAAGGUCUGCAAGACAAUGAACGCGAUGUCCCUUUUGCGUUGCUCUACUCGGUGGGCGAUGGAGAAGGCGAAGACAACGACCACUCUUCCAUGUCUUCAGGCAGCACCAUUUCGCUCAAGACAUGCCAUCUCGAAGGAUCCAUUGGAGUCCCCGAUGGGCACAUGGCAGCCCCGACGCAUCUUGAUCUCAAGCGGAGCCGCGAAGGGUUUGUGCCAUCCUUCCGCGAAGCCAUGCGCACCCGAGAACCAACCCUGCUUCAUACACGAGAUGGGACAUUGCCGGAAGUCCUCCUCGAGGGUAUCAACUGGCGCGGUUUUGGGGAUCCCUGCCGUGAAGCUGUCAUUUUUCCUGUCCGGCCGACUAAUGGGGAUGCGGUGCUUGCCUUCUUGGUGUUGGGCGUAAACCCUCGCCGGCCGUACAAUGACGAAUACAAGGCUUUUACCAGCAUGCUUAACCGACAGCUGGCCACGUCUUUGGCAUCCGUGAUCCUGUUCGAGGAUGAGACUCGGCGUAGCAGGGAUGCAGCGGAAGCAGCUGCAUUGGAGAAAGAGCAGUUGACACAACAGUUGAAUUUGCAAGCCAGCAGGUACAGACGCAUGACUGAGCUUUCUCCCCUCGGAAUGUUUCUCAUCAGCCCCGAGGGUGUUUUACGCGAGGCCAACGAUCGGUUUUUCGAGAUGACGGGCCACACCAGAGAUAACAACAGCCAGUACGAGAUGUCGUGGCUGGAUAUCAUGGUUGAAGAAAGCGCAAAUACGAUGAGAGAAGGCUGGGAGCGUCUGGUCAAGGAUCACUUGCCUUGGUCGGGAGAGUUGAAGCUAAGGAAGCCGCGGAUUAACCCAGCGUUGGAAACGAAUGAACCAAUGGAUUCCUGGGUUUUGUUCAGUGCCCAUGCUGAGUUAUCUCAUGAUAGCACGGUGAGAUCCGUAAUGGGUUCCAUCACAGAUAUCUCACAUCUCAAAUGGGCCCAAGGUCUGCAGAAUCGUCGGCUCCAAGAGGCCGAAGAGACAAGGAGACAGCAGAAUGAAUUCAUUGACAUCACCUCGCACGAGAUGCGGAACCCCCUCACAGCCAUUCUGCAGUGUGCCGACGAUAUUUUAUCGGCCUUGGGGGCCGGAGACAAUCAAUAUCAGGGCACAGAAGCGACAUAUCGAGGAAUUGGGAACGCUAGUUCAGUCACGCCACAAACCAUCCAGUCCUGUAUAGAUGCCGCUCAAACCAUCGCAUUGUGCGUGCAGCACCAAAAAUCCAUCGUGGAUGACAUCCUUACCAUCUCGAAACUGGAUUCAAAUUUGUUGCUUUUGACGCCUGUCCCCUGUCAACCGAAGCUUCUGCUGCGACGGGCUGUCAAAAUGUUUGAGCCCGAGUUACAGGCGAAGAAGAUUGAGGUUUCUUUCGACAUCCGGGAGACCUCUCUUACCGGACUCAGUGUGGACUGGGUAGCCAUGGACCCGAGCCGCGUCCUCCAGGUUCUCAUUAACCUUCUCACCAACGCCAUCAAGUUCACUGCGCCUGCCAAAGACAAGAGGCUGAUCACAGUUGCAUUGGAUGCAUCUUUGAAUCCUCCAGAUGCCCGCCUGAUCCCCGGGUUUCAGUAUGUUCCUGUAUCGUUCAAGGCAGCUGGUGGAUACGUUGACUCGAAAACAUCGGCUCUGGGACCGGAGGACGAGAUGCCCGAUGCGACAGCACCAGUUCCAUCCAGCGAGCUAUAUCUGUAUUUCCAUGUGCAGGACAGUGGCUGUGGCUUAACGCACGAAGAGAAGCAGAUAUUGUUUCAGCGAUUUAAGCAAGCCUCCCCACGGACUCAUGCGCAGUACGGCGGAAGUGGACUAGGAUUGUUCAUUUCCAAACGACUGGCUGAGCUUCAUGGAGGGCAGAUUGGAGUGGCGUCGGAAGCAGGGGUGGGGAGUGUCUUUGGUUUCUUUGUCAAGGUGAGGAGAGCCGCCCCCUCUCCUGUAUCACGCGAAGAGGAGGAUGCCUUCCUCGCAGCGGUUGGGCCAAUGGAAAGACACUUGCAUCCAGUAGGCGAACGAAAUACCUCUUUGCUCAGCAGUGAAGCUGUCAAGCAGGAGGGCAAAGGAUAUUCUGGAGUUUCUUCCGCCGAAUUCAGUUCGGGCGCGAGCCUAGUUGGUUCUAUGGCACUCGAGGCAGCACCGGCACGACCGCAGCCAUUUUCAAGAAUUGCAUCCGAUGUCUCAUCAACAUUCGACCCGAAGCAGCUUGAUAUUUUGGUCGUUGAGGACAACCUCAUCAAUCAAAGGGUUCUUGUAAGGCAACUCAAACAGUAUGGAUGCAAUACGGUCGGCGUUGCGAAUGAUGGCUUGGAAGCGCUGGCCUUUCUUGAGAAGACGCACUUUUGUCGGACCUCUGAAGAGAACCCGGGCCAGGAUCUAUCCGUCAUACUCAUGGACUUGGAAAUGCCCAACAUGGAUGGCCUAACUUGCGUCAGGGAAAUUCGCAAGUGGCAACAGGAAGGAAAGGUGACCAAAGGGAAGCACGUUCCUGUCAUUGCAGUUACCGCCAACGUGCGAGACGAGCAAGUGGCCACUGCGAGAAAGAGCGGAAUGGACGAUGUUGUGUCUAAACCUUUCCGCAUCAAGGAUCUAAUGAAGAAAAUCGAAGUGUUGUUGGGGCAGGAUUUGGCAGGAUCACAGGCACAGCCGGAGCACGCAUAA
Molecule: messenger RNA, 4089 nt
Organism: Podospora anserina S mat+
Lineage: Eukaryota; Fungi; Ascomycota; Sordariomycetes; Sordariales; Podosporaceae
Exons: 1
Coding region: 1-4089 (1362 amino acids)
Biological process (GO): phosphorylation; phosphorelay signal transduction system
Molecular function (GO): phosphorelay sensor kinase activity
Source: RefSeq, a predicted model, not a curated record